Penicillium pulvis is the source of this 396-nucleotide messenger RNA. RefSeq lists its product as uncharacterized. The transcript has a single exon. NCBI's taxonomy places the organism in Eukaryota, Fungi, Ascomycota, Eurotiomycetes, Eurotiales, Aspergillaceae. Bases 1 to 396 code for a protein of 131 amino acids. The record is from RefSeq and is a predicted model, not a curated record.
AUGGCCUUCUUGCAGAAGCUCCGAUCAUGCUUUGCCCUUCUUACGCACCGACGAUCACAAUGCGAGCAGGUAAAACCACUUCGCAGCGCCCGAGAUAAAGACAAACCUGUCCACCCUAAUACAGAUUCAACCAUCCAACAAAACCAAGAGGAUUCGGACGUUGAUCCAUACGCAGCACUUAGUGAGAUUGCCGCCCCUGAACCCGUCGAAAGGCUUACGGCGGCAGAAUUGGCACGUCGUCCUUCUCUGGAACAAGGAUAUGCAAACCCCAGGGGUGACGUUUACGGGAACCUCAGUGAAAUAGCUGCCCCUGAGCCUGUGGAGAGGCUCACAGAAGAAGAAAUGGCACGCCACCCUUCGUUGGAAGACCGCCUCUCGGGGAUUUCCCAACAUUGA